Molecule: messenger RNA, 841 nt
Organism: Rubroshorea leprosula
Lineage: Eukaryota; Viridiplantae; Streptophyta; Magnoliopsida; Malvales; Dipterocarpaceae
Source: the annotation of a GenBank genome assembly
CAUAUGAAGCUGAGUAUGCACUAAGAGAAGUACAUAAGGGAGUAUGUGGGAGUCACGUAAGAGCUUGGACUCUAGCCAUAAGGUACUUUGGCAAGGAUACUAUUGGCCCAACAUGCAAGAGAAUGCAAAGCAAUUUGUGCAGAGGUGUCAAAAAUGUCAGUUCUUCGCCCAUCUUACUCAUCAACCAGCUAAAGAACUCACCAGCAUGGUUGCACCCUGGCCUUUUGCUCAAUGGGGAAUAAACCUCCUGGGCCCUUUUGUCAAAGCAAUAAAGGGAUCAACGCACUUAGUGGUUGCUGUUGAUUACUUCACUAAGUGGGUGGAAGCCCAACCUCUCUCUUUUUUGACUUCAAGAAGAAUUGAGGACUUUCUCUUUAGCUCAGUUAUUUGCAGAUACGGGAUAUCGAACCAGGUUAUUGCUGAUAAUGGUCCCCAGUUCACUUGUAACUCCUUUAAGGGUUUCUGCUCCAGCAAUGGGAUUAAAUUGGUGUUCACUUCUAUUUAUCAUCUCGAGGCGAAUGGAAUGGUUGAAUCAGUUAACAAAGCCAUCUUGGAGGGAAUCAAGUCGAGAGUCGGUGACCUAGUCCUCAGAAAGGCUGGGCUCAGAGGGUUUGAGACUCGCUAUGGCAAGCUAGCACCAAAUUGGGAAGGCCCUUACAUUGCAACUGAGAUCCCACACCCCGAUGCAUACAUUCUCCAAGAUUCUGAAGGCAAGAGAGUGCCUAGGGUUUGGAAUGUUAACAACCUUAAGAAAUUCCACCCUUGAAAGUUCCCCACUUUACUAUCUGUAUUAGGCAUCUUUUUGUAACAACUAAUGUUCUAAUACAAUUAAAGAUGAAGU